Molecule: messenger RNA, 784 nt
Organism: Chrysoperla carnea
Lineage: Eukaryota; Metazoa; Arthropoda; Insecta; Neuroptera; Chrysopidae
Gene: Paip2
Product: polyadenylate-binding protein-interacting protein 2
Exons: 3
Coding region: 231-713 (160 amino acids)
Biological process (GO): negative regulation of translational initiation
Cellular component (GO): cytoplasm
Molecular function (GO): mRNA regulatory element binding translation repressor activity
Source: RefSeq, a predicted model, not a curated record
AUAUUGUACAUGUACACACAACCUUUUAGCCCCGUCUGCGAACUAAUUUCUACGCGUUUAUCAUUAAAACAGUGUUUAAUUGAUUUCAAAGUGAUUUUAUUUGAAAAAAUUUCCAACUUUAUUCAUUUUUCUCAAAAAAACAACAAGAAAAUUUGGUUACAAACAUACGAUAAAAUCAGUGUACUUUUUGGAUACUUGGAUAAAAUAAAUUUUCCAAAAUACUAAAGAUAAUGAAAAUACCAACAAACACAAUGCAAUUAUUCGACGAAAUAUCAACAUACAGUGAAUCGGUGCACACCACAAAUGGUAACUAUUAUUCGGAGCCAGAUGAUCAUCCAGUCUUAGAUGGUGAUUUCUCUGAAUACAUGUGGAUGGAGAAUGAGGAACAGUUCGAUCGACAAGUGAUGGCUGAGUUAGAGGAAGAGGAACUAAUCGAACAGUGUAUGGAAGCGAUGUUAGAGGAUGAAUUACAGCAAAGUCAUAAUCAAUCGUUGAACAGUACAAAUUUACCAUCCACACAAGGACAAAACGAUUCAUCAAGUUCUAACAACGAAGAUGAUAUUUUGUCAUUAUGCGACGCUUUGGACAAAGUAAGCACAUCAUAUAGCGUAGAUAAAAGCACUUUAAAUCCACUAGCAGCUGAAUUCGUACCAGGCAGUCGUGUAAACACACAACAAUCUACUCAUGUCACAUCAGCAUCGGCUGGUGUUUAGUUUGUCUAUGUCCUACAAUUAGCACUCCUACAGUUUAAUAUUAUAUAUUAAAAAACAAACAAACAAACAAA